CAGGGCGCACUGGGCCGGGAAGCGGCUGAGGACGCGCGAGCUCCCCGGUGCGGGCGCGGGCAGGAGCGGGCGGGAGCGCGGGCAGGAGCCGCAGCCGCCCUCCGCGCGGGUGCCCCGCGGCCCCGCACCCCGGCGCCCGGCAUGCGCCCCCGCUAGCCCCCGGCAUGCUGCGCCCGCUGCUCCUCGCCGCGCUCUGCCUGGCCGGCCGCCCCGCGCGCGCCUGCCAGCUGCCCUCCGAGUGGAGACCGCUGAGCGAGGGCUGCCGCGCGGAGCUGGCCGAGACCAUCGUGUACGCCAAGGUGCUGGCGCUGCACCCCGAGGCGCCCGGCCUCUACAACUACCUGCCGUGGCAGUACCACGCCGGCCAGAGCGCGCUCUUCUACUCGGCCGAGGUCGAGAUGCUGUGCGACCAGGCGUGGGGCAGCAUGCUGGAGGUGCCCGCCGGCUCCAGGUUCAACCUCACCGGCCUGGGCUACUUCGCCUGCCACUCGCACACCGUCGUCCAGGGCUACUCCUAUUUCUUCUUCCUCAGGAUGGAUGAAAAUUACAACCUUUUGCCUCAUGGAGUCAAUUUCCAAGACGCUAUCUUUCCUGAUACACAAGAAAACAGACGGAUGUUUUCCAGUCUUUUCCAGUUUGCAAACUGUUCCCAAGGGCAGCAGCUCAUGACUUUCUCCAGUGACUGGGAGAUCCAGGAAGACAGCAGGCUCCUGUGCUCCUCCGUGCAGAAGGCCCUGUUUGAGGAAGAGGACCACGUCAAGAAGCUGCAGCAGAAGGUGGCGACCCUGGAGAAGCGUAACAGGCAGCUGCGCGAGCGGGUGAAGAAGGUCAAGCGGUCCCUGCGCCAGGCCCGGAAGAGCGGGCGCCAGCUGGAGCUGCUGCACCAGAAGCUGAGCGCGAAGCUGGCGGCGGCUGCAGCGGGGGAGGCACCGCACAUCAAUGCGCUGGGGCGUGAGCCCGCGCACGCCCCCUUCCGGCACGGGUAGUAGGUGCAGCGGGCGGCUGGGCCCGCAGCAUCCCUGCAGGCUUGGGGAAAGGCGGGCUUUCAUAGGUGCACUUGUUUCAGACCUUCUAGAAGAUCUCUGUUCUGUAUAGUCUACCCGGGUAGAAUGCCAAGUCUUUACUUUCCCCUUGGUUGCUGGCCUUAGCCUCAGACUGCAUGCUUCCUCCUCCUGGCCUGGUCACAAACACGGUGCCCAGAACAGGUGUAGCAGGACCCUCAAGGACAGAGUGCUGGGCCAGGGUCUGGCCUCAGCGUCUGGGAGUGGCCCAGAAAGUGCCCUGGCUGGGAAAGAAGCUCUGUGCACAGAUAUCAGGGGGCUGAGCCCUUCUUUACGCGAGAGUCAGUGUGGGUCUCAAGUCCCUGAGUCCCGAGGACCCGACUGAAGCAGGUCCUGAAACCCUUGGUGCCCCUUGACCCCACCUUUGGAAGCAGGACAUACUCCUGGGCAUUCGCAAGAGUGUAGGACAUCCUGUCUCCCUCAGCCUCCCCCCACGGCCCAGGCAGGUUAGGCCUCAGUGAGUGCAUCACAGGUGGCGAGUUGAUUCUCCAGUGGGACAGCAGAUAAUUAAACAAGUUGAAUUACACCUGGUUACCAGUACCAGGUCCCAGGAGUUAACCAGUGAUAGCCAAUCUAGAGGGCAAUUGCUUCUGUGAGGCUGCUGCAUUUUUUCAGACUGUGUUUCCAAAUCAGAGUUUAACUCAGCAGCUGCUAAAUUUUAACUUCGUGUUGCUUCUACUGUCUGUGUUUGAGGUGAGCUGCCCCAACACGCUGUGAGCUUCUGUGCUGCAGUCGUCUCCCCACCUAUGGGAUCAGGUGACCUCACCUCAUUUCCACCCAGGUUCCCGGAGGGCUUUUUCCAGAUGUUCCAACCUCUGCUUCCUCAUGCACCCCCCUCCCUGUUCACCUAUGCCUGACAGUGUUGGCUGCACAGCCGCACAGUUGGUGUAACAGAUCCUUAAGCAAUCGUGCACUUUACCUCCUCUAGAAAGAACACUUUUCAGGCAACAGAAGUAUACAGGAGAGGAUUCGCUCUCUGUGCCGCUUAGGCAUGCUGGGCCGAGUCAGCUAUUUCUAAGACGUCAGCCUUCUCUCGGUUACAUCUGAGAAUGGCCCUCCAAACCAAGCACCUUUCCCCAUGUCGCACCUGUGUAAGCCACUGGCCCUGCAUUUGAAUCUGCUAGCCAAAGACCACUGCAGGCCCUGCAGGGUUGAUAAUGCCACUUUCUCCUUGGGAGAUGACAGGUCUCAUCCCCUGCCACUACGAAGGCCAGGCGCUUCUUGCUGUGGCAGCCAGUCUAGGGACAUGAGCCUUAUGUCACUUGGGUCUUGGUGGCAGGCUGGUGCCCCAGAGAGAGAAGUGUAUGCCCUGAACUGGGUAAGAUGGGAAGUACUAUCUGGGGGCACCUGGCUUUCGAACUUCUGCCCCUAUCUUGUUAGCUCUAUCCUUCAUGGUGUGCUGCUGUAGAAAGUGUAUCUUCUAGUUCAUUCUUCCUGGGCACAUUUUAUUAAAGUAGCUUGCUUCCAGCCAAGCAAUUGGAAGUCUAGGGGUGAUUUACAGGCUGGGCUUGGACAACUAUGCAAGCUGGAUCUCUACAGAUGCAUUAUGUUCUGCUUUUUCAAUAAACAUGAGCAACGAUUUCAACUACAAUAACAA
Cavia porcellus (domestic guinea pig) is the source of this 2658-nucleotide messenger RNA. It is a transcript of the gene Ccdc3, whose product is annotated as coiled-coil domain containing 3. Gene Ontology annotation, biological process: negative regulation of gene expression. The coding region runs from base 165 to 986 and encodes 273 amino acids. NCBI's taxonomy places the organism in Eukaryota, Metazoa, Chordata, Mammalia, Rodentia, Caviidae. The record is from RefSeq and is a predicted model, not a curated record. The transcript has 3 exons. Gene Ontology annotation, cellular component: extracellular region.